AACAUCUAUAAAUUAAAAGUCAGUGACCCAGAUGGUGACCCUAUUACCUUCACCUCAUCAUGGGCGCCUACUACUGGCAGUGACUACUUUUACUUCGACGAAACAAACGAUACCAAGGACACAAAUGACGCCAUCUUAACAAUAACGGUCACGAAUGUUAAUGAAGCGCCAUCUUUUGAUAAUACAAUUUAUUACGUCACCGAAAAUGAAGGAGUGUGUACCCGUUAA
Molecule: messenger RNA, 228 nt
Organism: Patella vulgata (common limpet)
Lineage: Eukaryota; Metazoa; Mollusca; Gastropoda; Patellidae
Exons: 3
Source: RefSeq, a predicted model, not a curated record